Molecule: messenger RNA, 1413 nt
Organism: Monoraphidium neglectum
Lineage: Eukaryota; Viridiplantae; Chlorophyta; Chlorophyceae; Sphaeropleales; Selenastraceae
Exons: 5
Coding region: 1-1413 (470 amino acids)
Source: RefSeq, a predicted model, not a curated record
AUGGUGGGCACCCUCGACGCGCCGCCACGCCGCAAGGCGCCGUUUGCGUUUUUCAAGUCUGAGCAGCCCUCGAAGGAUGACAGCUUGGUUAAGGGCGACGGCGGCUGGGGCUCCCAUGGCGGCUCCAACGGCGGUUCAGACGUGGACGGCGAGAUGAUAUGGAACGAGUCCAUCGCCGACGCGCUUGGUUACGGCAAGAAGGGCCGCCCUGGCGCCGCGUUUCAAUGGUGGAUCCUGGUGUUGGCCACCCUCACCUGCAUCGGCAGCUUCAUUGCCUGGGCGGUGCUGGUGGUGCGCGGCAGGAACGCCACCGACACCGCCAUGAAGAUCCUGGGGGUCCACUUCCCUUGGUGGGACGCCAUCAAGGCGCUGCUCGUGGUGACCGCGGUGCUGUACCCCUUUUUCGUCACCCUCGCCGUCCUCGUCAGCGCGUGGCGCGCCUAUCUGGCAAAGACGCUCGACAUCCACCGGCCCAACGCCCACUGGCGCACGUGCUGCCGCCGCUUCCAGGCCCUCAGCGCCGUCGCGCACGCCCUCCUCUGGAUCAUCGUGGUCUUCAUAGUCGUGUCUGUCGCCGGCCACGCGGUCUGGGGCUACAUGGCCCAGAUGCUCGACAUCGUGGGCACGCGCGCCGUCGCGCUCAUCGGGCCCGUCUGGUCGAGCGUCUCGCGCGUGGCCGACUCGUCGCGCGCGCUGUCGGACCGGUUCACCGGCCUGCUCGAGUCGCUGCCCAGCAUCGGCGGCCGCAGGCUGCUGGAGGAGGCUGACGCCGCCGGCGCCGGCCAGACCGUCGGGGCGCUGCUCGCUGUCGGGGGCGCGGGCGCGGCCGGCCGGGGGCUGCAGCAGUCUGUGCCCCUGCUGAGCGGCCUCGGGCAGCUGGCGCAGGGCAUCGCGCAGGGCAUCAACGCGGCCGCGUCGGCGAUCCCGUCGGCGAUCCCCGGCCUGCCGGCCAACAUCACGAUCCCAGGGCUGCCGCAGCUGCUGCCAAACGGCAGCUCGAACCCACUGGUCGGCGCAAUCACGGACGUCACCAACGCGAUUGAGGGGCAGAUCUUGAACCCCAACGGGUGCCCAAUCUACUGCAUUGACCUUCGGUCAGAGAAGUGGUGGGUGGACCCCAGCGCAGGCUGCGUAUGCAACAUGGACCGCGUGCAGGCGGCUUUGCCCUUCCUGAACCGCGCCUGGAAGGCCAUCAUCCCCUCUGUCAUCGCGCUGAUCUUCAUGUACAUUGGCGCCUCGUGGCUGCUCAUGCACGGCGCUGCGCAGUGGGCGCGCACCCGCAGCGAGGCCAAGCUGAUGGCGCGCAUCCCGGGGGCCGCCGCGGCGCAUGCGGCGGCAAAGGAUGCCGCGGCAAAGGCAACUGCGCAGGCGGCGGAGGGGGAGCGCGCCUCGGCGCCGCUCGCCACUGUGUGA